Messenger RNA from Erinaceus europaeus (western European hedgehog), 3079 nucleotides. RefSeq names its product eukaryotic translation elongation factor 2 (gene EEF2). Bases 140 to 2716 code for a protein of 858 amino acids. Lineage: Eukaryota; Metazoa; Chordata; Mammalia; Eulipotyphla; Erinaceidae. The record is from RefSeq and is a predicted model, not a curated record. Gene Ontology annotation, biological process: translational elongation. Gene Ontology annotation, cellular component: cytosol; ribonucleoprotein complex. Gene Ontology annotation, molecular function: ribosome binding; GTP binding; GTPase activity. The transcript is spliced from 15 exons.
GAUGACCCACCCAACCGGCGUCGGCCUAUAAAAGGCCGGGCGUUGACGUCAGCGUUCUCUUCCGCCGUCGUCGCCGCCAUCCCCGGCGCGGCUCACCUGGUUCACAGCUGCCUGGGAGAAUCCACCGCCAUCCGCCACCAUGGUGAACUUCACGGUGGACCAGAUCCGUGCCAUCAUGGACAAGAAGGCCAACAUCCGCAACAUGUCGGUCAUCGCGCACGUGGACCACGGCAAGUCCACGCUGACCGACUCGCUGGUGUGCAAGGCCGGCAUCAUCGCCUCGGCCCGUGCCGGUGAGACGCGUUUCACUGACACCCGCAAGGACGAGCAGGAGCGCUGCAUCACCAUCAAGUCCACCGCUAUCUCCCUGUUCUACGAGCUGUCAGAGAACGAUCUGAACUUCAUCAAGCAGAGCAAGGACGGCUCGGGCUUCCUCAUCAACCUCAUCGACUCGCCGGGCCACGUCGACUUCUCCUCCGAGGUCACGGCUGCCCUGCGUGUCACCGACGGCGCCCUGGUGGUGGUGGACUGCGUGUCGGGCGUGUGCGUGCAGACGGAGACGGUGCUGCGCCAGGCCAUCGCCGAGCGCAUCAAGCCGGUGCUCAUGAUGAACAAGAUGGACCGUGCGCUGCUGGAGCUGCAGCUGGAGCCCGAGGAGCUGUACCAGACCUUCCAGCGCAUCGUGGAGAACGUGAACGUCAUCAUCUCCACCUAUGGCGAGGGCGAGAGCGGCCCCAUGGGGAACAUCAUGAUCGACCCCGUCCUGGGCACCGUGGGCUUCGGCUCAGGCCUGCAUGGCUGGGCCUUCACGCUCAAGCAGUUCGCUGAGAUGUACGUGGCCAAGUUUGCAGCCAAGGGUGAGGGUCAGCUGAGCCCCGCCGAGCGCGCCAAGAAGGUGGAAGACAUGAUGAGAAAGCUGUGGGGUGACCGGUACUUCGACCCAUCCAACGGCAAGUUCAGCAAGUCAGCCACCAGCCCGGACGGGAAGAAGCUGCCCCGGACCUUCUGCCAGCUCAUCCUAGACCCCAUCUUCAAGGUGUUUGACGCCAUCAUGAACUUCAAGAAGGAGGAGACAGCCAAGCUGAUCGAGAAGCUGGACAUCAAGCUGGAUAGCGAGGACAAGGACAAGGAGGGCAAGCCGCUGCUCAAGGCCGUGAUGCGCCGCUGGCUGCCAGCUGGGGAUGCGCUGCUCCAGAUGAUCACCAUCCACCUGCCUUCGCCCGUCACUGCGCAGAAGUACCGCUGCGAGCUGCUCUAUGAAGGGCCGCCGGAUGAUGAGGCCGCUAUGGGCAUCAAGAGCUGCGACCCCAAGGGCCCCCUGAUGAUGUACAUCUCCAAGAUGGUGCCCACCUCUGACAAGGGCCGCUUCUACGCCUUUGGCCGAGUCUUCUCAGGGCUGGUGUCCACUGGCCUGAAGGUCCGCAUCAUGGGCCCCAACUAUACCCCUGGCAAGAAGGAGGACUUGUACCUGAAGCCCAUCCAGAGGACCAUUCUGAUGAUGGGUCGCUACGUGGAGCCCAUCGAGGACGUGCCGUGCGGCAACAUCGUGGGCCUGGUGGGCGUCGACCAGUUCUUGGUCAAGACGGGUACCAUCACCACCUUCGAGCACGCGCACAACAUGCGCGUCAUGAAGUUCAGCGUCAGCCCCGUGGUGCGCGUGGCCGUGGAGGCCAAGAACCCGGCCGACCUGCCCAAGCUGGUGGAGGGCCUCAAGCGCCUGGCCAAGUCCGAUCCCAUGGUGCAGUGCAUCAUCGAGGAGUCGGGUGAGCACAUCAUCGCGGGCGCGGGUGAGCUACACCUGGAGAUCUGCCUCAAGGACCUGGAGGAGGACCACGCCUGCAUCCCCAUCAAGAAAUCCGACCCGGUGGUCUCAUACCGCGAGACCGUCAGCGAGGAGUCAAACGUGCUCUGCCUGUCCAAGUCCCCCAAUAAGCACAACCGGCUGUACAUGAAGGCGCGGCCUUUCCCCGACGGGCUGGCCGAGGACAUUGACAAGGGCGAGGUGUCCGCACGCCAGGAGCUGAAGCAGCGCGCCCGCUACCUAGCCGAGAAGUACGAGUGGGACGUGGCCGAGGCACGGAAGAUCUGGUGCUUCGGGCCCGACGGCACUGGCCCCAACAUCCUCACCGACAUCACCAAGGGCGUGCAGUACCUGAACGAGAUCAAGGACAGCGUGGUGGCUGGCUUCCAGUGGGCCACUAAGGAGGGGGCGCUGUGUGAGGAGAACAUGCGGGGUGUCCGCUUCGACGUGCACGACGUGACCCUGCACGCUGAUGCCAUCCACCGUGGCGGCGGCCAGAUCAUCCCCACAGCGCGGCGCUGCCUAUACGCUAGCGUGCUGACUGCGCAGCCGCGCCUCAUGGAGCCCAUCUACUUGGUGGAGAUCCAGUGCCCCGAGCAGGUGGUAGGUGGCAUCUACGGUGUGCUCAACCGGAAGCGUGGCCACGUCUUCGAGGAAGCCCAGGUGGCCGGCACCCCCAUGUUCGUGGUGAAGGCCUACCUGCCCGUCAACGAGUCCUUUGGCUUCACUGCUGACCUGCGCUCCAACACCGGUGGCCAGGCCUUCCCACAGUGUGUCUUUGACCACUGGCAGAUCCUACCCGGCGACCCCUUCGACAACAGCAGCCGGCCCAGCCAGGUGGUGGCCGAGACCCGCAAACGCAAGGGCCUCAAGGAGGGCAUCCCUGCACUCGACAACUUCCUGGACAAGUUGUAGGCACUCUGCGCCCGCCCGCGGCCCCUCGCCAUCACUCAAAGCCGAAUCUUCCAUAUUUAUUUCCGGCCCCCAGGCCGCAGGCCCUCCGAGCAGGGACUCAACUGGCCAGUCGGGUGUGGGAGGCGGGUGGCCCACCCAACAACACGUUCCGUGGUUGGUUUUUUUUUUUUUCUCCAUUUGAGAGAAAAACUAAAAUGUCCAAAAGAGACACGAGUUGAGACGCAUUUGAGAGGUUUAUUGGGGGCAGCGCCGAGGUGAGGGCGAUCUUCCAGGGACCGUGGGAAGGUGGGGUUGGGUUGGUGUACCUGUCGCCCCUCCAGUGUCCUCUAGUGCCAUGGAAAAUAAACCUGUGGAGGUGACCAA